Molecule: messenger RNA, 399 nt
Organism: Trypanosoma theileri
Lineage: Eukaryota; Euglenozoa; Kinetoplastea; Trypanosomatida; Trypanosomatidae
Exons: 1
Coding region: 1-399 (132 amino acids)
Source: RefSeq, a predicted model, not a curated record
AUGGAUAUUGAACACUGGCGCCGGGCAUUGCAGGGACUUUUGAAGAGCACAUCUCUGCAGAUCCAGCCUGCCCAUCUUCGCCAUAUUCUACAGACUGUUCGUCUUUCAGUUCAACAUCCUUCAGUGUCAUUGGAGGAGAGGAUACAAGAGUACCAAGAGAUUGAGAAACGUUUACAAAUCUUGCAAGUAGGUCACCAAAGACAACUUCAGAUAUUGCAAGAAGUGAACAGUAAUUUAGAGAACCUCGUAUUGUCAAUAGAAACUGUAUCUAAAGAUACUACGACAGGUGUUUCUGAAGAAGUUAUGGUGAAUGAGAGUACAUUAGAAAGAAUGAACCGCGUAUUAAAGGUCGCUACUGAACGUCUUGAUAAUACUUUGACAAGUACACACCGCAUUUAG